AUGGGACCAUCUCCUUGGGGGAGCUGCUACCCCGGGUCUGGGGGCCUGGCGUACCUGGGGGGCAACAGCGGCAACUCGCCCCUCCCCGCCGGGGGCGGAGCUGCCUUCCUCAACUUCCCGCAGUUCGGCCAGCUGGGCCCGCAGCUCAACACCCAGUUCGGCCAGCUGGGCCCGCAGCUCAACACCCAGGUAGGUCAUGGGACCAUCUCCUUGGGGCAGCUGCUACCCUGGUCUGGGGGCCUCGCGUACCUGGGGGGCAACAGCGGCAACUCGCCCCUCCCCGCCGGGGGCGGAGCUGCCUUCCUCAACUUCCCGCAGUUCGGCCAGCUGGGCCCGCAGCUCAACACCCAGGUCAUGGGACCAUCUCCAUGGGGGAGCUGCUACCCCGGGUCUGGGGGCCUCGCGUACCUGGGGGGCAACAGCGGCAACUCGCCCCUCCCCGCCGGGGGCGGAGCUGCCUUCCUCAACUUCCCGCAGUUCGGCCAGCUGGGCCCGCAGCUCAACACCCAGGUCAUGGGACCAUCUCCUUGGGGGAGCUGCUACCCCGGGUCUGGGGGCCUGGCGUACCUGGGGGGCAACAGCGGCAACUCGCCCCUCCCCGCCGGGGGCGGAGCUGCCUUCCUCAACUUCCCGCAGUUCGGCCAGCUGGGCCCGCAGCUCAACACCCAGGUCAUGGGACCAUCUCCUUGGGGGAGCUGCUACCCCGGGUCUGGGGGCCUGGCGUACCUGGGGGGCAACAGCGGCAACUCGCCCCUCCCCGCCGGGGGCGGAGCUGCCUUCCUCAACUUCCCGCAGUUCGGCCAGCUGGGCCCGCAGCUCAACACCCAGGUCAUGGGACCAUCUCCUUGGGGGAGCUGCUACCCCGGGUCUGGGGGCCUCGCGUACCUGGGGGGCAACAGCGGCAACUCGCCCCUCCCCGCCGGGGGCGGAGCUGCCUUCCUCAACUUCCCGCAGUUCGGCCAGCUGGGCCCGCAGCUCAACACCCAGGUCAUGGGACCAUCUCCUUGGGGGAGCUGCUACCCCGGGUCUGGGGGCCUCGCGUACCUGGGGGGCAACAGCGGCAACUCGCCCCUCCCCGCCGGGGGCGGUGCUGCCUUCCUCAACUUCCCGCAGUUCGGCCAGCUGGGCCCGCAGCUCAACACCCAGGUCAUGGGACCAUCUCCUUGGGGGAGCUGCUACCCCGGGUCUGGGGGCCUGGCGUACCGGGGGGGCAACAGCGGCAACUCGCCCCUCCCCGCCGGGGGCGGAGCUGCCUUCCUCAACUUCCCGCAGUUCGGCCAGCUGGGCCCGCAGCUCAACACCCAGGUCAUGGGACCAUCUCCUUGGGGGAGCUGCUACCCCGGGUCUGGGGGCCUGGCGUACCUGGGGGGCAACAGCGGCAACUCGCCCCUCCCCGCCGGGGGCGGAGCUGCCUUCCUCAACUUCCCGCAGUUCGGCCAGCUGGGCCCGCAGCUCAACACCCAGGUCAUGGGACCAUCUCCUUGGGGGAGCUGCUACCCCGGGUCUGGGGGCCUGGCGUACCUGGGGGGCAACAGCGGAAACUCGCCCCUCCCCGCCGGGGGCGGAGCUGCCUUCCUCAACUUCCCGCAGUUCGGCCAGCUGGGCCCGCAGCUCAACACCCAGGCCGGACAGCUGGGCCCUCAGGGGUUCUUCUUCCAGCAGCGCCAGUUGCCCGCGCUGGGCGUGGCUGCCGCUACGGGCCAGCAGGCGGCGCAGCGCCCCGACGUCUCCGCCGGCGGGUUCCCGCCCUUCCCCGGGGCGCUAGGCGGCCAGGCGGCGCUAGGCGGCCAGGCGGCGCCUUCCGUCGGCUUCUACGGCCCGGCGAGCAGCGACCUGGGUGCGGGUCCCUUCCAGCUCGGCGCCCGAGGAGGAGGGGGAGGAGGAGGGGGCUUCCCCGAGCGGCUGUACCUCAACACGGCUUCCGGCAGCAGGGUCGCCAACACCUCGACCGUCAAGCUGUAG
Molecule: messenger RNA, 1962 nt
Organism: Bacillus rossius redtenbacheri
Lineage: Eukaryota; Metazoa; Arthropoda; Insecta; Phasmatodea; Bacillidae
Exons: 11
Coding region: 1-1962 (653 amino acids)
Source: RefSeq, a predicted model, not a curated record